AUGAACGAAUUACAGACUUUUUACAAUGCGAAUUUCCAAGAUGCCGAAGACAUCUGUGACACUGUUGGAGGACAUUUGACUUCAAUCCACAGCUACGCAGAAAAUGUUUUCGUAGCCGAGCUGGCAAGAAUGGGCGUGCCAUGGAGUGAUGAUUACGCUCGUGAACUGACUUGGAUCGGUCUAAGGAGAGAAGGUACACAAAGCAGAAACUGGACCUGGACCGACGGCACAAAAGUUGACUUUCUAGCCUGGACUCAGGGUGCACCAUUUAGCGGAAGGGAUUGUGUGCUGGUAUGA
Molecule: messenger RNA, 297 nt
Organism: Cylicostephanus goldi
Lineage: Eukaryota; Metazoa; Nematoda; Chromadorea; Rhabditida; Strongylidae
Source: the annotation of a GenBank genome assembly